Messenger RNA from Eutrema salsugineum, 380 nucleotides. RefSeq lists its product as uncharacterized. The transcript has a single exon. Lineage: Eukaryota; Viridiplantae; Streptophyta; Magnoliopsida; Brassicales; Brassicaceae. The record is from RefSeq and is a predicted model, not a curated record. Bases 2 to 340 code for a protein of 112 amino acids.
GAUGCAAAAUUCGAGGAUUCCACCGUUUUCUGAAGCAAAGAAAAAGAAGAUUCCUACUCCAAAACAACAAUUACCACCACGAAUCGGGAAGAAGGCUUCAACGAGGAGCAAACAAGACAAGCUUUAUGCAGUUUCUCAUCAACCUGAGAUGUGUAAUUCAGAUUCAUCUUCCGGAAACGAGUACAGAGCAUUGAGGCGCAAGUAUUUGCUGCUGGAGGAAGACAGCUUCGAGUUGGAGAGAGAACUAAAGGAAGCCGAAGAUGAUAUUAAGGCACUUGAAGAUGAGAAACUUGAGCUCUUGGACAAACUCGUUGUAAUGGAAGGUUUAGUUGAUCCUUGAUUGAUUCUAGAGCCUAGCAUUUGCCUUGUCUGUGACCUGA